Molecule: messenger RNA, 345 nt
Organism: Triticum turgidum subsp. durum (durum wheat)
Lineage: Eukaryota; Viridiplantae; Streptophyta; Magnoliopsida; Poales; Poaceae
Source: the annotation of a GenBank genome assembly
AUGGAGCACGGCGAGGGGAGGCACGAGGCGGCGCUGAGGGCGGUGCAGAGGGCGCCGGCCAAGCCGUGGCGCGGCGCCGGCGCCCCGCCGCCGCCCAGGGUGUACCGGGUGGAGCCCCGGGACUUCCGGGAGCUCGUGCAGAGGCUCACCGGCGCCGGCACGGCCACGACCGGCUCGCCGGCCGUGGGAGCGAGGAAGGCGCCGGGUCAUGCGGCCGCGGCGCACGGGCGCAGGGAGGCCGCCCCCGUGGAGCAGUUCGACUACUCGUCGUGGUUCUCCGCGCCGCUGCUCAGCCCCGCGUCCAUGCCGGCCGGCAUGGACGCCCACCAUGGCGCUCUGCUGUAG